UCUCUGUGCUUAUUCCUGCAUGUGAGCACUCCAUGCUGUUUGUGUGAGUUUUUGGACUGUUGUCUUUAGGUAGUCUAUCUUAAUCGAUCCCUUAUAACAUUAAAGAUGAGCAUCUCGAUGCCGCAGAAGCGCUAUUACCGGCAGAGGGCUCACUCCAACCCGAUGGCCGACCACACUUUCGAGUAUCCAGUUUGUCCAGAGGAGAUGGACUGGUCACAGCUUUACCCCCAGUAUUUUAGCCCACCUCAUGGAGAAGACGGAACCGGUCUGGAUAAAGGAAAAGCUCAAGUGGAGUUUGCUGAUAUCGGCUGUGGAUACGGCGGCCUGCUCGUGGAGUUAUCACCUCUGUUCCCAGAUCAGCUGAUUCUGGGUCUGGAGAUUCGGGUAAAAGUUUCAGACUACGUACAGGACCGCAUUCGCUCACUUCGAGCUGCUGAGCCUGGAAAGUACCAGAACAUCGCCUGCCUCCGGAGCAAUGCUAUGAAGUACCUUCCUAACUUCUUCACUAAAGGACAGCUCAGCAAGAUGUUCUUCCUGUUUCCGGAUCCACACUUCAAGAAAACGAAGCAUAAGUGGAGGAUCAUCAGCCCCACAUUACUUGCUGAAUACGCCUACACGCUCAGAGUUGGGGGUUUAGUGUACACAAACACAGAUGUAGAAGAGGUGCACCUGUGGAUGGUGAAGCACUUCACAGAGCAUCCUUUGUUCAGCAGGGUGUCAGAGGAGGAGCUGAAGGACGAUGUCAUCAUCAGUCGUUUGGGAACAUGCACAGAAGAGGGAAAGAAAGUGCAGAGGAACGGAGGCAAGAACUACCUCGCCGUGUUCCGCAGAGUCGAGGAUCUGCGAUGACGCUGGCAUCCAGUGGAAGGAUGGAUCUGAUGACCGUCUGAACAGAAUAAGGACGUAACUGUCUUUGAGUGACCAGAACUGAAAAAGGACAUUGGGUAACAUCGGUUUCUCAGUCGUCCUCAUAAAGAACCUGGUACUGGAGCACCAUCUACAUUUAUUUAAAAUAAUGGCUCUUCAAGGGUUAUUUGGUAAGGUCAGUGGUUCUGUAUAGAACCAUGAACACUGAAAGAACAGUUUGCAUGCUUAAAUGGUUCUUUAAAUUGGUGUUGUAUAUGCUUUAUAUAGCACCAAAAAGAGUUCUGUUAUUGUUAUGGUGUCAUGCAUGUAUACAAUAGUAGAACUGUUAUUGCCGCUAUAUAGAGGGUUCUUUGGAGGGGGAUUAUAUAGAACAAUGAGUACUCAAAGAAUGUUUUAAAGGUUUGUUUACGUGGUUUGCAAGGGUUGUUCUUGAGAUUGAUGGAGACUAUGCAGUAUUUAUUUUAUUUUUUUUUAUGUAGAAUGUUUUCAAAAAAGUUCUGUGUAAAACCAAAUACAACACAUUCUCCAACGAUCUCAAACAUUUUACCAAUGUUUACAAAUAUUACUACUUAAUACAGUGGUUCUUUGAGUGUUCAUGGCUCUACAUAGAACCAUUUUUCUUUACUAAAGAAAAACCCUUGAAGAACUAUCUUUUUAGUAGUGUACUGCACUGUUUUUGGUGUACAGUAUCUCAGUGAUGGUAAAUAAUUCCAUGUUACAUCUUUUCUAUCCUAAAUGCUUUUAAUACAUUUAGUGGAUUUUUUUUGCAGGGCAGCGAAAAUUUAAGUUCAAAAUAAAACAGCGAACAAUUUC
This is a messenger RNA of Pygocentrus nattereri (red-bellied piranha), 1680 nucleotides long. RefSeq names its product methyltransferase like 1 (gene mettl1). Gene Ontology annotation, biological process: tRNA methylation; RNA (guanine-N7)-methylation. Bases 106 to 849 code for a protein of 247 amino acids. Gene Ontology annotation, molecular function: tRNA (guanine(46)-N7)-methyltransferase activity. Gene Ontology annotation, cellular component: tRNA methyltransferase complex. The record is from RefSeq and is a predicted model, not a curated record. NCBI's taxonomy places the organism in Eukaryota, Metazoa, Chordata, Actinopteri, Characiformes, Serrasalmidae. The transcript has 6 exons.